Molecule: messenger RNA, 1491 nt
Organism: Anopheles nili
Lineage: Eukaryota; Metazoa; Arthropoda; Insecta; Diptera; Culicidae
Product: tax1-binding protein 1 homolog B-like
Exons: 7
Coding region: 1-1491 (496 amino acids)
Biological process (GO): cilium assembly
Cellular component (GO): axonemal microtubule; centriole; centrosome
Source: RefSeq, a predicted model, not a curated record
AUGGCCGUGCUGGAUCUGUUGGUGUCAAUCGAGGAAGUCCCAAGGAGACAGACUUUCGACAAAUCCACGCAACCAUCGCCGACACACGAGAAACCGGAUCGAUGGUCCAAAGAUCGACAACUCGAGCUGAAGAUCACCGUACUGGAGGACCGACUAAAGGACACCGAAGAGCGCUAUCAGAGCAAGCGGUUGCAAUGCGAUACGCUGUCCCAGGUGCACAGGACAUUGCGCGAUAGUUACACCACGCUGCAGGAGGAGAGCGAAAUGAUGCAAUUUGAUAUACGCCACCUGACGAGGAGUGCCGACGUGCUGAGAUCCGAGCUGCAGUCGGCCCGGUGUGAUCGGGAUUCCGCCAUCGAACUGCAGAAGCUCCUACAAACCGGGCUGGACGUAUCCCACAAAGACCGCAAAAAGCUGCAGGAUGGCAGCAAGAAGGACUUAAAAACUAUACAAGACCUGCAGCGACAGUGCCGCGAGAUGGAGCGAAUUAUGAUGCGCAAAAAUCCGGACUCCAUAUCGGCGCUGAUAGUUGCCAGUAAAUCACCGACGGGGACACCGCCGGGAACCGAUAGCACCUCAUCCACCUGCCGCGUGCUGGAACAACGCAUCGCCCAGCUGGAAGCGGAUGCCCGGAAACAGGACGCAAAAGCGCAAGGUAUACUGCCCGACAUGCAGGCCCGCUUUAACUCGGUGGAAGCGAAGUAUGAAACGUACAUCGCGCAUCGCGAAGUCCCAAGGAGACAGACUUUCGACAAAUCCACGCAACCAUCGCCGACACACGAGAAACCGGAUCGAUGGUCCAAAGAUCGACAACUCGAGCUGAAGAUCACCGUACUGGAGGACCGACUAAAGGACACCGAAGAGCGCUAUCAGAGCAAGCGGUUGCAAUGCGAUACGCUGUCCCAGGUGCACAGGACAUUGCGCGAUAGUUACACCACGCUGCAGGAGGAGAGCGAAAUGAUGCAAUUUGAUAUACGCCACCUGACGAGGAGUGCCGACGUGCUGAGAUCCGAGCUGCAGUCGGCCUGGUGUGAUCGGGAUUCCGCCAUCGAACUGCAGAAGCUCCUACAAACCGGGCUGGACGUAUCCCGCAAAGACCGCAAAAAGCUGCAGGAUGGCAGCAAGAAGGACUUAAAAACUAUACAAGACCUGCAGCGACAGUGCCGCGAGAUGGAGCGAAUUAUGAUGCGCAAAAAUCCGGGCUCCAUAUCGGCGCUGAUAGUUGCCAGUAAAUCACCGACGGGGACACCGCCGGGAACCGAUAGCACCUCAUCCACCUGCCGCGUGCUGGAACAACGCAUCGCCCAGCUGGAAGCGGAUGCCCGGAAACAGGACGCAAAAGCGCAAGGUAUACUGCCCGACAUGCAGGCCCGCUUUAACUCGGUGCAAGCGAAGUAUGAAACGUACAUCGCGCAUCGCGUAUCCAGCUUGAGAAGCGUUAUUAUGAUUUAUAUGGCCCUCAAUAAGAUGCAAUUAGGAUGCACAAGCUGA